AUGUUUUGCCGGUGUGCGUUGGCAGCUGUAUGGCAAGUGUAUUAUCUUGUUCAAACUUUAUCUGACUUUUCUGAUGGCCUGCCGACAAAGUAUUACCCCCUUCAGCCCUGGGAUAUCAUAGAUGUUGCUGAGGCUCGUAUUAAUAAUAUUACCAUCAAGAUUCACAAAAUCAAGCUGUACAGUGCAAAGAACCACAAGUCGGGCUUCAUGCAGUCAUAAC
Messenger RNA from Suillus clintonianus, 220 nucleotides. RefSeq lists its product as uncharacterized. The record is from RefSeq and is a predicted model, not a curated record. The transcript is spliced from 2 exons. NCBI's taxonomy places the organism in Eukaryota, Fungi, Basidiomycota, Agaricomycetes, Boletales, Suillaceae. Bases 1 to 219 code for a protein of 72 amino acids.